AUGGCUGCCAUGAUGCCUACAGGACCUGACGAUCCUUACGCUGAAGGAGCGCCUGGAGACGCGCAUUCGUUGUUGGAAGCCUCUAUUGAAGAUUUUGAAGAACAUGAACGACGCUCACCUCUAUUUUCCGACUUCCGAUCGGAUCGCGAAGAAAGCGAAAUCGAUGACAGAUCCAGCGCAGGCUUGCCAUGGUCUCCGCCAGGCUUCAAGAACCGCAAUAUGAAUGCGAGCGGAUGGUUCAGACAAGACCCAUACUAUGGCAAACCUGACUUUCGACCCUCGAUUAGUCCUUCAAGGUCACGACAAACUAGCCCAGAAUCAUAUCAAGAUGCGAACGAAGGAGAUCCAGAUAUUACAUUAGCAGUCAAUACACCUCUACCGGCUGGAACAGAUUCGCCAGCCAGGGAGCGUUCUCCAGAGGCAGAACCUCAAUGUGAUGUUAAGACAGGAGAAUUCAUGGAAGAGUCGGCACUCACAGGGAACCCAAACAAUUACAUUCGCUUACAACUUCGAGCCGAAGUUCAGCAUCGGGAACCAUUUGUACCUUUUCUCAACUUUAUCCAGCGGAAGUUUGAUGCCAUGACCAGAACCAAGUCCACCACAAUCUUCUCUCUCGUGACGACUUUCUUAUUUGCUUCGUUCCUCCGUAUUAUUCUUGUUCCACCAAUUCCACCACCUGUCCCCGAUCUGGUCAAAGUGUCGACAUUGGCCAAAUCUUUCGAGCCAUUGAUCUUUUACUCCGAAAACGGAUAUGCACAGAUUACAGCACUCCAGGAAACGAGUGUGGCAGUGUGGGAUCUGGGGGAGUCAGUCAGAAGUGCAAAUAUGACCUCGGCACCAAUGAUUGUUCGCUCGCUUGAUGAGUUGUCUGAGAGCCUGAAGACGCUGGGCCUCGAAUUGACUCGCUUCUUUGCCGACGUUGAUUCUGACGUGGACAGCAUUCUGCUCGUCAUGGAUUGGGCCAAACGAGAACUCGAAGGGGUUACGUCGGGGCAGGGCAAUUCAUUCGCUGGUGUGGUGUUCGACCAUAUGCACGCCCUUUUCAACCGAGGAGGGUUGCUCGAGACCUCAAGAGGGCCGACUGCACUAGGGAAGAUGCUGACUGAUCUUUUUGGUUCGAGCUCGCCACAGAAAACGAGAGCCACCUUGACGAGGGCAUUCCAUGAAUUCGUGAAUGUGUUGGAGGAGUCUAUCAACAGUGAAUUGACUCAUUCAGCGGCAUUGUUCGCAUUGUUCGAAUCCAUCGACCGGCAGUUCCUCAAUUUACAGCGAACUGUCGUCAGAGAAACGGACACGCAAGAGAGACUUGAAAACGACCUUCUCUCAUCCCUCUGGACUCGGGUGAUGGGUCCCAACUCGGCCAUGUUGAGGAAGUAUGAAAAGAACAAGCAACUGUUAUCGAGUGUGAGGGCCAGAACGGUUAACAACAAGCAUCUCCUCAUGGAACAUCAUGGUCGAUUGCAGACCCUCAAAGUCAGUUUGGAAACUCUUCGAAAGAAAUUGAUCAGCCCGCUGGUCAGGAGAAACGACUCGGUCAGCAUUGACAAUGGCAGUGUCAUUAACCACCAGAUCAGGGGAUUGGAGGGAACAUAUGACUAUCUCAAAGGCGUUCGGGAGAAACAGAAGAGCAAACUUAUGGAAAUGGUCUAUGGUGCAAAAGCUGGUCGCUCGACGCUUGUUGGCGUGAGUGGUGGACUGGAAGGCGUCGCCUUGGAUGGUUGA
Messenger RNA from Rhinocladiella mackenziei CBS 650.93, 1722 nucleotides. RefSeq lists its product as uncharacterized. The coding region runs from base 1 to 1722 and encodes 573 amino acids. NCBI's taxonomy places the organism in Eukaryota, Fungi, Ascomycota, Eurotiomycetes, Chaetothyriales, Herpotrichiellaceae. The transcript has 2 exons. The record is from RefSeq and is a predicted model, not a curated record.